This is a messenger RNA of Bactrocera tryoni, 4250 nucleotides long. RefSeq names its product muscle segmentation homeobox-like. Gene Ontology annotation, molecular function: DNA-binding transcription factor activity, RNA polymerase II-specific; sequence-specific double-stranded DNA binding. NCBI's taxonomy places the organism in Eukaryota, Metazoa, Arthropoda, Insecta, Diptera, Tephritidae. The transcript has 4 exons. Gene Ontology annotation, cellular component: nucleus. Gene Ontology annotation, biological process: regulation of transcription by RNA polymerase II. Bases 546 to 2819 code for a protein of 757 amino acids. The record is from RefSeq and is a predicted model, not a curated record.
UGUGCGCGUUGUUUCGAAUUCGUGUUGUGCUGUGUGGCGUUGAGGCAAACAACAGCCGUCGCUGUCGCAGUUGGAAAAAGACACCAACCACAACGCACGUGUAACGCGCACCAAGUGAGACGAGUUGCCGUACGAAAAAUAUAUACAUGCAUAUGGCUGUGCACACUUAGCGGUACGCAGCAACAAAAAAGUGCCAAUUGUAGUGAUUUUUUUUCUUUGUGGCUGCUAAAGACAAGUGAAUUAGUAAUUAAAGCGGAGCAAGCAAUAAAAGACGUAUUUUCAGUGAAAAAACAAAGAAACUGCUGCAAAAAGUGACUGUUUCAGUGCAAACUGAUAUGAGCAACCAGUUCAUUAGUGCAAUUUAAAUCGAACAAAACGCUUAAGCAAAUAUGACAAGAAAAAACUGCAGUGAAUUUUAAAUAUCACAACAAAACUGCGGUGGAACACUCCAACAAAAUAGUAAACAAACGAGUAGUGCUUGAAAAUCCACAAACCAACAACACGCUUAAACAGUUACACGCGCAACAAAUUUGCCGUCGGCAAAAAUGCAAGCAACGAAAAUGCGCACGCCCUUCGCCAUACAGGAGAUACUCGGUUUGGGUGUAGGCUCGGCGGCUGCGGCUGCUGCCGCCAACUAUCAGCAGGCGCAGCAGCUCAGUCAGCAGCAGCAGCAGCAACAACAGCAGCUGCAGCACAGUCAGCAGCAGCAGCAACCAUUGCAAUUGCAACAACAACAAUCACCUACUUCACAAACUCAGCAGCAGCAACAGCAGCAGCAGCGGCAUAGCAGCACAACGACAAAUUGCACACCACCACCGCCCGCCGCUACACCCACCGCCAACGAAUGCAAUAAUGCACCACUCUCACCUGCCUCUUCGCACGGUCGCCCGACACGCGAUUCCCGUUCCAUAUCGCCCGAUGUGACGCGUCUGUCUGCGGCGGCUGCUGCGGCGGCCGCUACCGCGCACUGUCAACUGCCUAUUUUCAAUCCAGCUAACUUUUAUGCAGCAGCCGGUUAUGCCGACCAUGCGGGACAGCUGAAUGCGGCACAUCAUCACCACAUGACGACGUUGGCAGCAGCGGCGUACUUGCGUGGCUUUUUGCCGCCGGGUUUCAGCACGCCGCAUGAGUUUCGCGGACACUUUCAGCAGCAUUUUGGCAGUCAAUUUGCGGAACAAGCCGCACGUGGUGCCCAAGACUACACAAAUAGCCUAAACAAUAAUAAUAACAACAACAACGAUGAUGCACACUCGCCCAACAAAGCGCACUCAAGCAACGGCUCUAACGGCAGCAGCAUCUCACAUAUGUCCGCAACGAAUGGCAGCAGUCUGACGAGCAGCGGCAGCGCCACAUCCGCCAACAACAAUGGCGCUACGAAUAACAACGGCGGCAACAACAACAACACGUCACCAGCAACACGACCCACACUUUCACCCGCCGAACAUGCGGCUGCCGCUUUGGCGCAUCAUGCUGCCGCAGCUGCUGCAGCACAUCAUGCGCACUCACAUCAUCAACAUGGCCACCAUCAUGCGCAUCAUGCACAUACGCACCCACUGCAUGGCCAUCAUCCGCACCAUGCACACCACCAUCCACAUGCGCAUCAUCCACACGCCCAUCAUCCGCAUGCCGGCGCCACACAUGAGGCAUUCCUUAAUGGCGCUGCGGCGGCGGCGGCGGCAGCAGCUGCCAUCGGUAGCGGCAUGGCCGGUGCCGGAAGUGUUGUGGGCGCACCUAAUGGCCUGCUCGGACACGGCGGUGAUCCUAGCGCGCUGCUGGGCGGUGCCGGCCCCGGUGGUGCAGGCGGUUUAAAUAGUAAAAAGAAGAAUAAACGACGACACGGCCGUACAAUAUUUACGAGCAAUCAAUUGGAGGAGCUGGAGAAGGCUUUCAAGGAGGCGCACUAUCCGGAUGUUAGCGCACGUGAGCUACUCUCGAUGAAGACGGGCUUGGCUGAGGAUCGCAUACAGGUUUGGUUCCAGAAUCGCCGCGCCAAAUGGCGAAAAACAGAGAAAUGCUGGGGUCAUAGCACCAAAAUGGCUGAAUAUGGUCUUUAUGGUGCCAUGGUGCGACACUCGUUGCCGCUACCCGAAACUAUACUGAAAUCUGCAAAAGACGACGAAUCAGUGGCCCCUUGGCUACUCGGCAUGCAUAAGAAAUCACUCGAAGCCGCCGAUAUACUGAAAUCGGAUGAAAGUGAUCGCGAAACACCGACCUCAGAUGACACGAAUACCUCCUACUCCGCUGGCAGUACACACAAUUCGCCGAUCUCUUCGUUCUCCAUAUCACGCUUGCUCUUCGACGCACCAUCCAAGCACAAGCGACAUCAUGAAGUGGGGAGCAGCGGUGUUAUGGGUGGCGGUAUGGAUCUAGCUAAUGGCGCUAUGAGUGGUCUAGCUGAGCAAGCACAUGCACAGGCGCACGCACAUGUUAUGCAACAUCAUCCCUACAAUCAACAACAACACUUGCAACAUGUACAACAUCUGCAGCAAUUACAUCAACAACAAUUGGCCGAACAGCAUGCCGAAGCACAACGCCGACAACAAGCAGCACAUCAACAUCAACAACAGUUGUUGGCGGCGGAAGCGGAAAUGCAACGCAGACGACAGGAGGCGCAUGAACAACGUGUACGCGAACGUGAAGCCGAGGCGGAUGAGGAACCGAUGUGUGAUGAUGAUGACGAUGAAUGUGAUAGGGAAGAAAUUGAUAUCUGUGACGAUGUGGACGAUGAGAAGGAUAUUAAAAUGUUGUUGAGCGCUGAAAGCGCCGCAAAGCGGAUCAAGCAAGAGAACAGCGCGUCAAUGGCGUUGGAGAGCAGAUGAAAUAUGUGUAUUGAUGUGUUGUUGUAAGGGGGGUGUAGUGUGAAAAGCGAAAUAAUGUUAUAACUCAAACGUGACGGUAUAAAAAUACUGGAGGAAAUGUGAAAUUUUUAAUUAAAUUGGCUAACACGAGCAGCUUUUUGUUAAACUCACGCUUGUUUCAUGAUUGUUAACGCACUUAUGUACAUUGAAGAAAUGAAGAAGAAAUUCAAGUGAAAAAAGCACAAUAUGAGCACUCGGUUAAAAAUUCUAUUUCCUAUAAAUAUGCUGUUAAGAAAAUAAAAUUUGUGUAUGAAAUUUAGAGCUUCAGGGAAAUUGUGCAUAUAUUAAACUUGCAAAAAUUUAUAAUUUUAAAACAAAAAAUAGCGAAAAACGAUAUUUACAAAUAUUAAGUAACAAAACACACUUAGCAAGUGAUAUCACUCAGCAAUAAUUUUUUUCAGCAGAUUUUUAUUAAAAUUCACAUUAAUAACUGUUAAAUUAAAUCAAAUAAAAACUUCCGUUUACAAUUAAAUUCCUGAAAAUUUCUGUUUUGUCCAUUAACUAAAGCUUCAAUGCACUGCGCUUGUGGAUUUAUAAAUAUUGCAUUUGAUUCACAUGUGAACUGACCUAAGCAAAUAACAAUCGAUUUUAUUUCGAUUACUUAAACUCUUCGCACCUGCAUACAAUUUGAACAGUAAACAUUUUUUCUAACAAGUGCACAUUAAAAUAUUGGAAUUUUAAAUAAGUAUAUAACACACAACGAAGCUUUUUUUCACAGAAAAAUUUGCAGUUACAGAAAGAGUAACACAUUUAAUACAUAUAUUUAAUACAAACAGACGACACUACAUGCAACGACAUGAUCAAUAAAAUGGCACACGAAUACAAACAAUAUUUGUAACAGUAGUUUUAAGCAUUUACUGCAACUGUAAAUAUUGCAAGGAGAUGUACAUACAUAUGUAUGUUAGUGCAUUUCUAAGGCAUUUCUAGCACAAAUAACACACAAAAGAUGUUUAAAUGAAAUCAAAAUUGAGGAAAUAAUAAUAUUUAAUAAUAUAAAGAAAGAAAAAAUAUAAAUUACAUAUAACAACAAAUACACUAUUUCUACUAUGAAGCACAUGAUUUGAAAUUCGAUUUGAAUUAUUACAAAAUAUAAAUAUGUUUAGCAUAAAAUGUAGGUUUUAGUAUAAGCAAUUUCAUUGUGAUUUAAUUUAGUAAUUUUUAGUUUAUUUUACGUUCGUACCCAGUGUUGUAUGUACAUAAAUAUAUAAAUAAUAAUUGAAAAUCGAAAAUUACUUAAUAAAUAUUUAAGAAGAUCUUACUUUAAGCUUUGCAAGUCCGAAAGUGUUCUUUGAUUAUUAACUGGUAGAUGUAAUGCAAAUUUUAUGGAAGAAAAUGGUAUACAAAUAACACGAAAUAAAAGUUAAAUUGAAAUAAAACCAAAAAAAGGAAAUA